Messenger RNA from Plasmodium yoelii, 1239 nucleotides. RefSeq names its product conserved protein, unknown function. The transcript has a single exon. Lineage: Eukaryota; Apicomplexa; Aconoidasida; Haemosporida; Plasmodiidae. Gene Ontology annotation, cellular component: mitochondrion. The record is from RefSeq and is a predicted model, not a curated record. The coding region runs from base 1 to 1239 and encodes 412 amino acids.
AUGUUCAAAAAUAUCAGAAGAAUCUCACACUUUGGAAUAUUUACAGAAAAUAAUAAGAUAAAACAAAUAAAUACUAACUUUCGAUAUUUAAAUGAUACAGUUUUUAAAGAUAAUGGAUAUCCUGUAAAUAGAAUUAUAUAUCCUAAAAAAUUUUAUGUAGAAUGUAUAAAUAGUAAUAAUAAUGAUAUUUAUACUACCCAUUUUGUAAAUGUGGAACUAAAAAAUAGAAACAAUAAUAUAUUUAAAAAUGUUAUUAUCAAUAAAUAUAUAUCAUCAUAUAAUAAAAAUAACUAUUUAAAAUGUUUAGAAAAUUUUCAUUCUAUUUCGAGAAAGCAUAAUCAUAAUGAUGGGGACUUAGGCUCAAAUGAAAAAUGGACAAGCGAAAAAGACGAAACAAAAAAAAAAAAAAAAAAUGAACAAACAAGCUAUGUUGAUAAAAAUUAUAUCAAUAAUCAUAAUAACACACUAAAUAAUAAUAACAACCAAAUAUCAAGAAUAAACAAAACUCAUAAUAAAAAUAAUAUUUGGGGGAGAGGGAAAAGUUAUUUGAAAAAUGUUCAUUCUAUAUUAAUUACAAAAAAAAUAAAAGAAAUGUUAAUUAAUUUCAAAAGUAAGCAUAGCUAUAAAAUAAUUGUAAAAAGAAUAGAAAUGGAAAAAAAACUUUUUAUAAAUAUUUUAAAAAAAUAUAAAAUGAAAUCAGAUAGUUUAAAGCAUAAUUCAAGUGAGGAAAUAUAUAGAAAAGCAAUAAUGAAUACAAAAAAAAAAAUAUCUAUAUUUCUAAGAAGAAAUAGUAAUAAAUCUUUUAUGGACAUAUAUUAUGAAGAAAAAAAAAAAUAUAAAUUAAGAAAAGAAAAAUUAUUACAAUCACAAGAAAAGCUUAUUAAUAAAUCAAAAAUAGCUCAUUCAAAUAUUAAAAACUUUUUUAAAAAAUAUGGUUAUGUUGGUUUGGGAACAUAUUUUUGUGUUUUCCUAAUAACAUUUUGUGCCUCUUAUUUUUUUGUGCAUUUUAAAUACAUAUCAUUAUCAGAUUUAAAAUACUUAUCAGAAAAAAUGCAUUUGAAUAAAUACAUUGAUGACAAUUUACAUAAAAAAAUUGACUCUUUGUGGGGAGAGCUUAUAUUUGCAUAUAUAGCAUCAAAAAUCACUGAGCCUCUUAGAAUAGUUAUAACAGUUAUAAUAACACCAUAUAUAGCCAAAGUUAUCAGGAUAAAAAGGGGAAGUAGAAUAAAACAUGGCUAA